CCCGGUUCACUGGGCCGUCAGUGCGCGCUGCCCUGAGGACGAUAUAAAACAGCUCAGAACCCUCUUGCCUGUCUGCUCAGUUCAUCCCCAGAAGCAGCUCCUCAGGAACAGAGGUGCCAUGCAGCCCCGGGUGCUCCUCGUUGCCACCCUCCUGGCGCUCCUGGCCUCUGCGCGAGCUGAGGAGGCCACGGAAGCCUCCCUGCUGGGCGUCAUGCAGGGCUACGUGUAUCGGGCCACCAAGACUGCCCAGGACGCACUGACCAGCAUGCAGGAGUCCCAAGUGGCCCAGCGGGCCAGGGGCUGGAUGUCUGAUGGCCUAAGCUCCCUGAAAGACUACUGGAGCACCAUGAAGGACAAGUUCUCAGGAUUCUGGGAUUCCGUCGCUGAGGAGGGACCGACUCUGGCCUCUUGAGACUUUCUGAGACCUCGACACCCCAAGCCUACCUGCCCGUCCAUCUUGCCAGCUCCAGGGCUGGCCUCGCAGGUUGCUUGAAAGGGACAGUAUUCUCAGUGCCCUCCCCUGCCCCUGCCCCAGGCCUGGCCACCUCCAGGCCUGCUGUCCUCCCAAUAAAGCUGGGCAAGAAGCUGCUGUGAGUGGGA
This is a messenger RNA of Lemur catta (Ring-tailed lemur), 600 nucleotides long. RefSeq names its product apolipoprotein C3 (gene APOC3). The record is from RefSeq and is a predicted model, not a curated record. Gene Ontology annotation, cellular component: chylomicron; spherical high-density lipoprotein particle; very-low-density lipoprotein particle. Gene Ontology annotation, molecular function: lipase inhibitor activity; high-density lipoprotein particle receptor binding; phospholipid binding. The coding region runs from base 119 to 412 and encodes 97 amino acids. Gene Ontology annotation, biological process: lipid transport; negative regulation of triglyceride catabolic process; negative regulation of lipoprotein lipase activity. NCBI's taxonomy places the organism in Eukaryota, Metazoa, Chordata, Mammalia, Primates, Lemuridae. The transcript has 4 exons.